Sphaerulina musiva SO2202 is the source of this 6326-nucleotide messenger RNA. Its product is annotated as tannase and feruloyl esterase. Bases 101 to 1864 code for a protein of 587 amino acids. Lineage: Eukaryota; Fungi; Ascomycota; Dothideomycetes; Mycosphaerellales; Mycosphaerellaceae. The record is from RefSeq and is a predicted model, not a curated record. The transcript has 2 exons.
CUCACUACAUGUACUCUCUCUCUCUUGAGUUCGACCCUACCAACUACCAUCUUCUCGCCCGUGUCUUGCUGCUACCUUCUACCGUUUGGUCACAACAACAAUGCGAAUUACACCAUGGAUCAUGUUAUCGACCGCCGUAGCUGGUGGAGUCCACGGAGCAUCUCUAUCUCAUGUCUGUAGCACAUCUUACAUCCAAGCAGCAUUGCCAUCGGACGACACUCUCCCAGGUGUCACUAUUGAUGCAUCUUCCGUCAUAGCGGCAGCAACAUAUAAUGCUUCUAUGACGGGGAAUGUCAUGUACCCCGACACCGGUGCUUUCGACUAUUGCAACGUAACAUUUGCCUACUCGCACAAUGGCAGAAACGAUCGGGUAAUGGUGACUUACUGGAUGCCACCCCCUUCGAAAUUUCAAGGACGAUUUCUUGCCACGGGAGGUGGUGGGCUGGCCAUCAAUUCGGGAAAUGAUUCGGUUGCUGGCGGCAUGGCAUACGGCGCCGCAGCAGGUCUGACCGAUGGUGGUUUUGGUAGCUUCGAUCAGCAAUGGAAUGCGGUAUUCUUACUUGCGAAUAACACGGUCAACUGGGAGUCUGUGCACAUGUUUGGCUACCAGGCCGUUCACGAAAUGACUAUUCUCGGGAAGGCCUUUACAACCAACUUCUACCAGGCGAACAGCACGAAGCUGUAUACGUACUGGCAGGGAUGUUCAGAAGGUGGGCGCGAAGGUAUGAGCCAGGUCCAGCGCUUUGCCGAGACGUACGACGGUGCCAUCAUUGGAGCACCAGCGAUUCGAUACAGCUUUCUACAACCCAAUCAACUGAGCCAAAACAUACAACAGCAGACUCUCAACUACUUUCCACCCACCUGCGAGCUCGAAAGAAUCGUCAAUGCCACUCUGGAGUUUUGUGAUUCUCUAGACGGGAAGACAGAUGGUGUGGUCUCGAGGACCGAUCUCUGUGCCCUCCAUUUUGAUAUCAACUCCACAGUAGGCCUUUCCUACUCUUGUCCUCCCGCUGCAGGCACGCCUUCACUCGGAAUCGACCCCACGCCUGCUCAAAACGGCACCGUCACUCAACAAGGUGCCCAGGUAGCUUGGACCGCCUUACAGGGCCUCAAAGACUCGCAAGGUCGUCAAGUCUACAUUCCCUACCAAUACGGCACCCCUUUCCUCGACGGCUCCACCAAAUACAACAACGCAACCCAAACAUGGUCUGUCGGCCAAAGUGCCUACGGCGGAGAGUGGAUCGAACGGUACCUCCACCUCCAAAACGCCACCUACCUCCCCACCCUCGAAAACAUCACCUACGACACCCUCCGAGACUGGUUCAUCGCCGGCUACCACAUCUACGGCCCAACUCUCCAAACCACCUGGCCCGACCUCCAGCCCUGGGCCUCUGCGCCAAACAAAAAAAUCCUCCACUACCACGGCGAAUCCGACGAAAGAAUCCCCCCCGCCUCCUCCGUCCGCUACUGGAACUCGGUCCGCACCUAUCUCUACCCCGAACUCUCCUACAACGCCAGCGCAGCAGAAAUGAGUGUUUGGUAUAAAUUCUACAUGGUACCAGGCGGUGCACAUUGUUCCAACAACCCUGCCGAAGCGAAUGGACCGUGGCCGCAGACGAAUUUGGCCGUCAUGAUAGAUUGGGUGGAAAAAGGGGUGGAGCCGGGGAAAUUGAAUGCGACGCAUUUGGGAGGUGAGUGGAAGGGACGGCAGGCGGAGAUUUGUGCGUGGCCGUUGAGACCGGUGUGGAGGGGGAGUGAUGAUAUUGAUAAUAAUAAUGGGACGAGUAUGGAGUGUGUGUAUGAUCAGACGUCGUUGGAUACGUGGCAUUAUGAUUUGGAUGCGUACGAGUUUGAGAUUUAUUGAUCAGGGGAGAGGGGGGAGAGGUGAUGGAUGUGAUUGGUGGAGAGAUAAGAGAGAGAGAGAGGACAUUGCACUUGAGCAGGUGCCCGGAGAGAAAAGGUUGAAACAACCUCGUAUAAAAAAAGAGCUGAUAGUUGAUCGGGGAUAUGUUCGAAUACAGAAGAACAAUCGCCUCACAACGUCACAUCAUCAUCCCCGGUUAUGCAAUGCCCACCCACCAACACCACGCUUAAGCGAAAAGUCAUCAACACAAAAACCAGAGCUCGAAACGUCGGCGACAGCCUCUAUUUCGCCUCAACUUGCUUCCGCCCCUUUCUCACCCCUUCCAACUUCUUCAACAAAACCUCCUCGACUCGCUUCUGCUCCUUCCACUUCUCCGCCCCCAUCUUCAUUCGGACUCCUGCGACGACCAUCAAUCCCACACUCCUCAAACUCCUCUUCUUUUCCCGAAAACUCAUAUCAGGCGUAACGCCAAUCUCCUCCAAUAGUCUCAAAUCCUCCUUGUUACAAGCAUUGUACAUGCUCACCUGCAACAAGAAGUAGUUUUUCGUAUGGAUCAAAUCAGCACGGAACUGCAUUUCUCGAUGCAAGCUGGCUCGCAGGAACUGAAUUUGCUUUACGAGACCUUUCAGUUCAGAUUGAUGGCGUUUCGUCAGUGCUGAUGAAUUGUCCUGAGCCCGAACGAGAUCCUGAGAGUGCUCGGCGGAGUAUUGCGCCUGCUUAGCAGAAGCUUUGGCUGCUUGAAGUUUAGCUUUGAGUGACUCUUCUCUCUUCAUGGAAGCCGAGAGUUUCGCUGCACGGUCUUGAAGAUGAGAUUGGAGGGUACGGAUUUCCAAUUCUGCGUCUUCGAGAUCACCUUGGUUGUUGUUCUGGGCAUGGAAGUUCGCAGUGUCUUCUGCACGCGCACGUUGCAGGCGCUCGCGAAGUUGGCGUUCUUUGCUGGCCGCACUCUGUAUUUGGGCCUCGCGCUCUUGAAGAUCCAUCUGCAGCUGAUCGACCUCGGACUGAGCAUCGCGUAGCUGAGCGCGGAGUUCUGCUUCUCGACGGGCGUGACCAGAUGAAGAUCCAUUGCGGUCUUGGAGUUGAAGUUGCAGAUCCUCCAAUUCCUGCUUGGCGCGCUUGAGCUCCUUGAUGUUAUUUCGAUGCUCACGCUCCUUGCUCGUUUGUGCUUGCGUGCGGUUCUCCAGGUCUGCAAUUUGUACUUGCAAGUCUUCAAUCUCCGCUUGAGCAUCCUGCAGCUGUGCUUGAAGCUCACUCUCUCUCCGCUUCUGACUUUUGUCGGCCCUGUCACGUUUUGUAAGCUCGAUCUGGAGUUGUUCUGCUUCAAUCUUGGACUUCUUAAGAAGGUCAUGGAGUUCGCCACGCUCUUCUGCAAGUGUCUUCUCCUGCUCUGCAUACUGCAGCUCGGCUUCCAAAGACUCCACCUUCUGCUCCAGCCUCGAGAUCUUGCUAUGCGCCUCUGCAAGUUGUCGCCUCAGAUCCUCGCGAUCACGAACCGGCGACAAAUUUGUCUUGGUUGUCUCAGCUGUCUUGAGGUCGAUGCGAAGCUUUCUGAUGGUUGACUCCAGCGUAUUACGCUCGGUCUCUGACUUGCGUAGUUGCGCCCGAAGAUCAUUGCGCUCUCUCACAGGAGUUCCCUCGGACUUGGCAAGUCUUGCCUGGCUGAUCUCUACCUCAAGGUCCUGAAUGCGAGAGUUGAGCCGGGCUUUCUCGGCCUCAACUUCGACAAAAUGCUUAUCUAGCAGCUCGAUUUCUGCGUCUAGGGCAUCCUUUUCCUCGUCGAAUUCAGCUUGCAGCUGUUUCUUGAUCAAGGCAAAACGACGUUCGGCAUCCUCAACGCCACCCUUGCUGGCCAUACGAGCUGAUUCGAGCUCUCGCUCGAGCUGCCGCACAUCUUCCUGCCGCUGUUCCAUAGCCUGCUGAAGCUUUGUGCGAAGCUGAUCCAGCUCGUCUUCGAGCCGUGAGAUCUGCUCAUCCUUACCCUUCAGUUCAGAGCCUUGCCUGCCUAAUAUGCUCUGAUCACGGUCUGCAGCCUCGCUACGCUUCCGCAAGUCGGCGAGCUGCUGCUGCAGGGUUUUGUUUUCAUCCUCGACAGAUUGGCAGUGCAGGUCCAAUUCGUCCAGCUCAGCUUCUUUGUCCUGUUCAAGUUUCUGCAGAGCUUGCUCGAGCGACCGUACCUGAUCAGCUUGCUGCUUGAGGAGACUAUCUUUCUUGGAUGGAGUCUCCAUUGCGCCUACGCGUGCUCUGAGACUCGUGAUCUGUUGCUGUUGAUCCUUAACUUCGCGUUCCUUCGCUCUUAGGUCUGACUCCAGGCGCUGGAUCUGUUCAUUCUUCUGUCGUAGCUCGGCAUUGUCGCCGGACUGGAGGGCAGUAAUGCGGCUCUGAAGGACCUGCAUUUCCUUUUCACGAGCUUGAAUAAGUCCAUCCUUUUCGUUCAGCUUGGCCUGCGCGCUAGCAGCAGCGACUCGCAGCUUCUCUUGCAGCUCGCUGACCUGGCCUUCAAUCUCGGUUCUUCGUCCUGUCUGCUUGCGGAGGGCUUCGUCACGAGCACUCUCUGCAGCGCGCAUGCGCUUCUCGAGAUCUGAUAGCUCAUCAUUUCGCUCCUCGAUGACUCGCGACUUGUCUCGUAGCUGGCUCUCCUUCUCCUGGAUGAUGCAGUCCUUCUCCCGUAGUCGGGCAUCGGUCUGCUCAGCUUCAGCAUCCCAGCUCCCACGUGCCGUUUGCAGUCGUUCUUGUAAAGCUCGAAUCUCGCCAUCUUUGUCCGCCAGUUCUCGUUGAACGUUGCGAAGCUCGUUGUCCUUCUGCCGUACUUCUGCAUGGUGAUUGUUUUCUGCAGUCUGCAAACGUUUUUCCAAUGCUCGUAGCUGCUCGCUUGAUUCAUCCAGUGCUUGGUCUUUCUGCCUCAGCUUAUUUUCCAAAUCUACAACAUCGCCUCGCAGCUUCUUGGUGGACUUCUCGCGAUCGUAAGAAGAAGUGACGCGUUCCUCUAGUUCGGCAAUGCGCGCAUUCUUGCGAUCCAGCUCCUCGUCCUUCUCCUUGAGCUCGUUCUCCAUCUCGUCAAUGUCCUGCUGCAUGUGGUCGACAUUGGCGUUGUCCUGCUGGAGAGCUUUGACUUGCUGCUGCAAUUCCUCCAGUUUCUCGUCCUUUUCAUCGAGCUGUCGUUCGCGGUCCCGGAUAUCUGCUUCCAAGUCGCCAAUGUCAUCCCGUAGCUGCUGAGUCUUGUCAGAGUCACCACCCGCGCGCUCGGCAGCUUGCAGCUGUUCCUGCAGCUCCUCGAGUCUCGCAUCCUUUUCAUCCAGCUCCCGUUCGCGAUCGCGUACUUCUUGCUCAGCAUCCAGCAAUUGAUCUUUGAGUCGUUGCACUUCACCUUCAUCACUCUGCAGUUGCUCGGCCUGGUCGAGCUUCUCGCGGACAUCGUUCAACUCCUGCUCUCGCUCGUCGGCAAUCUUCUGCGACUCUUCUGCCAUUCUCUGCAGGCGCUCAUACUCUUCCUGGUCCCGCUCACUAGUGUGCCUCUUCUUGACUUUUUCUUGAUACUCCUUCAGAUAGACCUUGUACUCUUCCAGCUGUUGCUCCGCAUCUUGUAGUCGUUUCCGCUGCUUCUUCAAGUCGACCUCCAACUGCGCCUUGUUCGUCCGCAGCUCCACAUUCUCCUGCAGCGUCUGCUGCUGAAACUCGCUCCCACUCUUGCGCAUCGCAUCCUCGAGGUAGUGAAUCUUCAGCUUCAAGCCAAAAUUGUCCUUCUGGAUCUGAUCGAGCUUGGCUUCUUGGUCGCGCAGGGUAAGGACGUUCCCAGUCUCGAGCACACCGUUCCUUUUGCUUGGCAGCUGCGGCAUGGGCGUUGAGUCCAGCAUGGACGAGCUGACUGGGUUGGGAGCAACGGGCGUGACUUCACGAUCGCCGGAACUACCAGUGUAAUCGUCCAGCAUCGAGGCCUCAAUGGGUAGUCCCGGUGUCGGUCUGCUGCCAAAGCUCGCGCGCAGUCCCGCCGGGGUCUUGAGAUCGCCCGUCAUGUUCUCCUUCUCCUCCAGAAAGCUCUGCUGCAUCAGUUGAUUCCUCUUGGCGCUCUUGAGCAAUGGCGUGAACUCCUGCCUGCCCGUAGGAUUGCGCUUGUUGACGAGGGCCGUUCGCGGUCGCGGCGUCCGUGUCGCCGCCGGUCCAGGACCACCGCGGAGUCCGCGCAUGUGGUUUCUGAUAUCCUGCGCGGCAUCUUUGCUGGGCGAUCGGAAAGGCUGGUUGAAGGACAUGUCGACGAGGCCAUUCUUGCUCGGGCUGAGGAAAGUGUCGUUCCCUCGUUCCGUUCCCGGCGUGUUGAUGUAGUGGUGAGCCAUGACCGGCAAUCAGCUGCUGUUAGUAUGCCGCCGCAUACGACUGAAGGUGUGUCAAGCGCUGCGGUGCCAAAUGUUCUGUAAUGCUAAAGAAAAGUAAGGUCGUAGUAGUGCCUCUGCGCGUGUCAACAAGCUGG